This is a messenger RNA of Styela clava, 3860 nucleotides long. Its product is annotated as prolyl endopeptidase FAP-like. NCBI's taxonomy places the organism in Eukaryota, Metazoa, Chordata, Ascidiacea, Stolidobranchia, Styelidae. Gene Ontology annotation, cellular component: plasma membrane. The record is from RefSeq and is a predicted model, not a curated record. Gene Ontology annotation, biological process: proteolysis. Gene Ontology annotation, molecular function: dipeptidyl-peptidase activity; serine-type peptidase activity.
GCAUUGAGCCAACAAGCCUUCCCUCCGUGUGCGAUAGCGAUACUCUCUUUGUAUUGCAGAGGCGAGAGAGACAGAAGGUCGCUGCUACUAACUGUUUAUUACAGAAUUUGGAAUAGAAUUGAUUUUGAAGAAAAUUAAAAAGAUGCAAAACAAAUGGAAAUGGUUGAUCGGCGGGCUCAGUGGUGCAGCUGUGGUUGUUGUUAUUGUUGUUCCGUGUGUUCUACUCAUCCCUGGAGAUGAAGAGGUCAAUCCCACUGAGGACCCACAAGAAACAACAAUCGAUCCAAGCACCAAACCAACCUACACUUUUGAUGAUUUAUUCGGAGACAAAUACGGCUACAAUAGUCUUUAUCCAAACUGGGAUAAAACAGAUACUACGAACAAUAAGCAAUUCAUUGCGUACGAUUCUGAUAAGAUUGUUAUCAGAAACAUUGAAAAGCACAACGAUAAUGUCAAAACGCUGAUAAACGAUGAAGGAGACGGGAAAACUAUUUCAUACUCUGUAUCAGCAGAUAACAUGUUCGUCUAUUAUCGUGACGACUAUAAAAAGGUUUGGCGUCAUUCCCACACAGGAAACUAUGCAAUAUAUAAAAUAGUCGAUGGAAAUGAAGCCGGAACGAGAGUCAACGUACCUGGCUUUCCCAGUGACGGCAUGAUUCACCAUAUGGAAUGGUCGCCUACUGCUCAUACAUUGGCCUAUGUGCACCGAUGGAACGUAUACGUCAUCAAAGAUUUGGACACAACACCCGUUAUAACCCAAGUUACGAGUGACGGUUCGCAAAACGACGUUUACAACGGAAUUCCUGACUGGGUUUAUGAAGAGGAGAUGAUAGGCAGCAACAACGUUCUUUAUUGGGCGCCUGACUCAUCUUCGUUUGCUUACCUGAAGACUGAUGAUACAAACACAGAAAGAGUGAAGUUUUCGAUGUAUGGAGACGCUCAAUACCCAGAGACAAUUACAAUUGCUUACCCAAAAGCAGGAACUACGAAUCCUACAGUGAAAAUGUUCGUGUAUGACAUUGCUGCAGCCACCAAUGUAGAACUUCCUCCAGCACCAUUUCCUACGGACAAACAAGGAAAUUUUACGGACUACUACUUUUCUCGUUUUACUUGGCUUGAUAAUAACAAUUGUCUCAUAACCUGGGUUGAUCGCCCACAGACUCACAGCAUUGGAAACAAAUGCACAAAAACAACCGGUUGGAGCUGUGGUGAUGGAGUUGGAACUCACGAGGAAGUCAGCAAUGGCUGGGUUGGAAGUUUUGGUCCUUUCGACAUCGUAUGGAAAACUGGAACUGUACCUAACCAAUACUUCACCAUUUACGCUCGCGUAGACGACAAUGAUGCAGAAGAUGGCCGUUGGCAGAUUGCAAGAGUCAGUGCAGAUCUGUCUGCUAAACAGUGGGUCACGAAGACGGGCUAUGAUAUUGUUGGGUUAUAUUUUUACGACGAAACAAAUGAUUGGCUAUACUUCACGGCUGCAGCUCCAGAACCACGAAAACGACAUAUUUUCAGAAUUAAAGGUAGCGAAAAUAACGGAGAACCGGAAUGCAUGACUUGCCAACUCGAAAAAGAUUAUGAAAACAGAUGUGGAUGGAUUACUCCUAGUUUCAAUCGUGACAGAAGUAUUGCCGUUGCCAACUGCAGAGGAUUCUGGAUUCCUAUGACUGUAUAUUACACCAUUGACACCGAAGGUAACUGGCAAGAAAAACCUACAGUGAUUGAAGACAACGCAGAACUCGCAACAAAAGUAAGCGCUACAAGAUGGCCGCAAAAAGAAUAUGGAGAGUUCAAAAGUGACAAAUACGAGGAGAAAGCAUACAAAUAUGAAUUAUUCAAACCAGAAGAUUUUGAUCCUAACAAGAAAUAUCCUCUGUUGAUCGAAGUGUACGCUGGACCUGAAUUUCAAAGCGUGAAUGAUAUUUGGACCAGUGGAUGGUCAUCAACGCAUAUGGUCAGUGACAAAGACAUUGUCGUAGCCAGCGUCGACGGACGAGGAUCAGCAUAUGAAGGCUACAAAUUCAUGCGCCAAGUAUACAAAAAACUAGGACAGAUGGAACCUGAAGACCAGAGAGAUUUUGCUCAAUGGUUGAUAUCACAGAACGAUUGGAUUGACCCAGCAAAUGUUGCAAUUUGGGGCUGGUCUUACGGAGGAUACGCUACUUCACACACUCUUGGUCUUGAUGGCGGCAAUACCUUCAAAUGUGGCAUCGCUGUGGCGCCACUGGCAGAUUGGAGAUUCUAUGAUUCGAUGUAUGCUGAAAGGUACAUGGGAUUACCAACGGGAGCCGACAAUGAUGCGGGAUACACGUUGGCAUCAAUCAUUACUGGCCAUGACUUGGAAAACUUCAAGAGCACAUCCUACGUCUUGAUUCACGGUACUGCUGAUGACAACGUCCACUUUCAGAAUGCUGCAGAGAUGGAAAAAGCUCUUGUUGAGAAAGAUGUUGAUUUUGAUGAUUUCUUCUACGCCGAUCAAGCUCAUUCAAUUAACACUGGGAAUGGAAGCAAACAUAUCUAUCGUCAGCUGACAAUCAGAAUGGCUCAGUGCCUUGGGAGGAGUAACACAGUGUACCCAGGAUUGCCAGAAGCAUAGAGAAAUUGAAAAGAUUAUAAAAAACUUAUUAGUAGAUUAUACUGUAAUUAAGAUUUUAAAUUCACCCACUUUUUUAGUACAAGACCGACAUUUUACAGUUGUACCAUGUUUUAGUUUUUAGGGUAAAAAUAUGAUACAUGAAAGAGGACUAGCAAGCAAAAAGUGAGAGAUGCCAAAUUACAAAAUUAAAACAAGUAUAUUUUUUAAAAUUUAACCUAAACAAAAUCACGGACUUUUGUUGCCGUUAUGCGUUUCACGAAGAUGUAUAUGUUACUGAUACCGAAUAAUGAGUUUGAUACCAAAAUUUUCUAAACUUCGUUUUAUGCUUUUCAGCGCUGUAUACUGCAUAUGAUAUGAAUUUUUUCAAAAUUGAUUUAGCUUAGCAUACAAAACACUCAGCUACGUUUUACAAGCUUGAAUAAUUACCUUUCAAAAGAUUGUUAUGUGCUUGAAUCGUCUCAGUAGAAGCAAAUCAUCUUAUGUCACAUUUUGAGGUUUUAUGAAAUCGCAUUUUUUUUUUAAUUUUUAGAUCCGUACAGCCAAACCAAAAAUGACACAAAAUCAAAACUAAAUCAGGUAAAGCUUUAAUUAAAACCUAAAAAACUAAAAAAUGGUCCCUAAUCCAUAAUGAUAAAAGAUCAAAAAAGUAUGUUUAUGAAAAAUGUGACAAAUGUGGCUCUGUUUUACUGCGACGAUAUAGUAAAGUAAGAUUCCUGAGAUAUAUUGAUCUUAUUGUUCAGAAAUUUCCAAAUUUAACUUCAAAGUAACAGUUCUAUCAGCAGCCAAUAUAUCAAAAACUUGGGGCUUGCAUUGUAAUAAAACUGGUGAAUACUUAUGCAUGAUGUCGGUACGACGGCGUAUCUACGUAAAAUGACGCCCACGGCAAAGUUUCAAUAUGCGCCCCUUGAUCGUUGAAUGACAAUUUUCAACAGCUGUUGUUGAAUACGUUACGUUAUUAUUUAAGUAAAAAUACGAGAUUAAGUUAUUUCCAAUUUGAUAUUAUUUUAAUGAAACACUUUACGAUUAAAACUUUUCGCCUUUUCGCCCGAAGCACGGCUGCCAUACCCCUGAUACGCCACUCUGUGUGGGUUGCAUAAAAAACGUGUUUCGACAUAACUUCUAAAAAUUGAAUACUUAAAUUUUCAGCGACUAUAUUUUCAAUUGUCUAUGAAGGAUCCUUCAUUCAUUAUUAUGAUAAACAAUAUGUGCAACAAUUAAUGCUGAAUAUUUUGUGAAAAUCUUUAAAUAUAAUCAUUUGGAAAAAUUA